AUGGGAGCUACACUCUCAAGUCGUGCUCAGUGGACAUCAGCCAGCGAAGGAGCAGUUGGAAAACUUGAAAUUAAUCCUCAAAAUGAGCAACUUCUGACUGAAAUUGCAGAAUUUACUGAAGUAUUUCCUUCUAAAUAUCCGGCUGAAGCGGAGAAAAUAUUUAACAAGCCAUUUACUUGGAAUUCCAGCUUAGAUCCUAUCAGUUUUACCUCUCUGGAUGAAAUUGAAGCCAGUGAUAUGGAAGCAAAGUCGAAGGCUUGUAACGCAGCUGAUGAACCACUUCUUACAGUCAUUAAGGAUAAUGAUAAAUGCCUCAUUACUGCCGCAACUUUCGAACAAUUAAGCAAUGUGCUUAAAUGUGCUGGAAAUCGAAAACUUUCCGAAGUACAAGCAUGCUUAGAAGCUAAUCGCGAUCCUAUUAGCAAUAUGAUGGGGCCAGCAUUUGCAAGGAUUGGCAUUGAUGAUACAUCUCUGGUUAAGGCUCAUCAGUUGCUGGUCAGAGCCCAAAAGGAGGGAAAUGAGAAUGUCGAAGAAAUUAAUACUGCAUUUAAUCUCUUACUGGUGGUGAACUCUUUCGAUAUGAAAUUAAUGCAGCUGUCUUUUGAUAUUGUGGCAAAGGAGAUUCGAUUGAGUCCCGAAGCUGUAGAGAGAGACGUAAAUCUCCUGAGAUCAUUCUCUGGUGCAGAUAAAAGUUGUUUACUAAGAUCUAUUGAGUUUAUGUCAGAUUACGUAUUUGCUAAUGGAUGCCGUGCACCACCAUGGAGGCAAGUUCAUGGUGAUAUCGCUUAUAUCAUCAUCAAACCUUUCGAUAUCGAUGAACAAUUAGUGUUAACAGCCAAUACCUCAGGCUACUAUCGUAAUAAGGGAGUUUCUAACGAAGGUGAAAUUGAUUAUACUCGCAUUGGCGAAGUUUUCCCGACUUUAGUCAUGUUCAUGAAAGAGCAAAGUGCCCAUUUUGUCUCGACAAUGGGUCGACAGGAAUUUGCUUUCUUUAAUAAAACUGGCAAAGAUGAAGACAAAAAUAUUUCCAAAAAUAUCAACUUUGACGAAGAUGAAGGAGAAUCAACUCCUGCAGCUAUGACUAGAGACGAUACGGGUCAUUUAAGUAUCAAGAAGACAUUAUCCAUUCUUAAACCGGAUGAAGACUUUAGUGAAAGCUCAUCAGAAAGUGAAGAAGAGGAAGAUAAUGCCGAUCGAAGACAAGAAACGAAUGCUGAUUUACCUUCGGAAUAUUGGCAAAUUCAGAAGCUUGUCAAAUACUUAAAGGUCGGUAAUUCCACCGCAACAGUUUUAGCUUUAUGUUGCAUUCGCGAUUUUAAUUUGGCUCAAGAAGCUUGUCAACUUGCUAUUCGAAAAGUUGGUGGUCUUGAAGUACUGAUUAAUUUAUUGGAUACGGACGAAAUCAAAUGCAAGAUUGGAUCUCUGAAAAUAUUAAAGGAUAUAUCAAGGAAUACUCAGUUACGUCGGGCAAUUGUCGAUCUUGGAGGUUUACAAACUCUAGUUAAAAUUCUGGAUGAUGACAAUAAAGAUUUGAAAUGUUUAGCGGCAGAAACGAUUGCUAAUGUAGCUAAAUUUCGUCGAGCUCGACGUACUCUUUCCAUUGUGAUCGCAAUUUAUACAGAAAUUCACUUUAUUUCUAGCCAUGAAAAAGACGUCAACGUAGCACGUUGCGGUGCUUUAGCUUUAUGGAGUUGUAGCAAAAGCACCAAGAAUAAACAAGCAAUUAGGAAAGCAGGAGGCAUUCCAUACUUGGCUAAAUUGCUUAAAUCGAAAAACGAAGAGAUCCUCAUCCCGGUUGUGGGAACAUUACAAGAGUGCGCUUCUGAGAGAAGCUAUCGAUUAGCAAUCCGUACUGAGGGAAUGAUUGAAGACUUGGUUAAUAACCUCAAUAGUGAAAACCAAGAAUUGCAGAUGCACUGCGCUAGUGCUAUUUUCAAAUGUGCAGAAGAGGAAGAAACAAGAAAUCUUGUUAGGCAAUAUGGUGGCUUAGAUCCUUUAGUUCGAUUAUUGCAACAUCGUGACAAUAAAGAGUUACUAGCUGCCGCUACUGGUGCAAUAUGGAAAUGCUCCAAGAGUCCGGAAAACGUCCUACGCUUUCAGGAACUAGAAGCGAUUGAAAAAUUGGUGGGUCUGUUAACCGAUCAGCCAGAAGAGGUACUAAUUAAUGUUGUUGGAGCGUUAGGUGAAUGCGCAGCGGAGCAUUCCAACCAGGUUGCUAUUCGUAAAGCUGGCGGAAUCCCUCUGUUAGUUAACUUAUUAACCGGAACCAACCAAGCUCUGCUGGUCAAUGUAACUAAAGCUGUUGGAGCUUGUGCAAUUGAUCCUGAAUGCAUGUAUAUUAUUGAUCGGCUAGAUGGUGUACGAUUGUUGUGGUCCUUGCUUAAAUCUUCCAAUCCAAAUGUUCAGGCUAGCUCAGCUUGGGCAAUUUGUCCAUGCAUUGAGAAUGCUAAGGAUGCCGGUGAAAUGGUAAGAUCUUUCGUUGGAGGCUUGGAAUUGAUUGUCAGUUUGCUGAAAUCGGAAGAUAAAGAAGUACUUGCAAGCGUUUGUGCUGCGAUUGCAAAUAUAGCUAAGGAUGAGGAGAAUCUCGCUGUUAUUACAGAUCAUGGUGUUGUCCCUAUGUUAGCUAAAUUGGCUACAACAACUGAUGAUCAUCUUCGUCGUCAUUUAGCAGAGGCAAUUGCGAGAUGCUGUAUGUGGGGCAACAAUCGUGUUGCAUUUGGUGCAGCUGGUGCAGUAGCACCUUUAGUCCAUUAUUUAAAAUCGCCGUCUGCAAGUGUCCAUCGCUCAACGGCUAAAGCAUUGUUUCAACUCUCUAAAGAUCCUAAUAAUUGCAUUACUAUGCAUGAAAAUGGAGUAGUUAAGCUGCUAAUUGAUUUGGUGGGCUCGACAGAUAGUACUUUACAGGAAGCAUCUGCUGGUUGCAUAAGUAAUAUACGUCGUCUUGCUUUAGCAAACGAGAAAGCUCGCAAUCGAUAA
Trichoplax adhaerens is the source of this 2976-nucleotide messenger RNA. RefSeq lists its product as uncharacterized. Bases 1 to 2976 code for a protein of 991 amino acids. Gene Ontology annotation, molecular function: protein binding. The record is from RefSeq and is a predicted model, not a curated record. The transcript has 28 exons. Lineage: Eukaryota; Metazoa; Placozoa; Uniplacotomia; Trichoplacea; Trichoplacidae.